Oldenlandia corymbosa var. corymbosa is the source of this 1248-nucleotide messenger RNA. NCBI's taxonomy places the organism in Eukaryota, Viridiplantae, Streptophyta, Magnoliopsida, Gentianales, Rubiaceae. The record is from the annotation of a GenBank genome assembly.
AUGGGUAGCUCUGAAGACAAAGUGGUAGCCGUGAUCAUGGUUGGUGGACCAACUAAAGGUACUCGAUUUCGGCCACUUUCUUUUAAUACUCCCAAACCCCUCUUUCCUUUGGCUGGUCAGCCUAUGGUUCAUCAUCCUAUCUCUGCAUGUAAAAGGAUAGCAAAUUUGGCUCAAAUUUUUCUCAUUGGGUUCUACGAGGAGAGGGAGUUUGCAUUAUAUGUCUCUUCAAUCUCAAAUGAGCUUAAAGUCCCUGUCAGGUAUUUGAAAGAAGACAAGCCUCAUGGUUCAGCAGGGGGUCUCUACUACUUCAGAGAUCUAAUCAUGGAGGAUUCUCCUUCCCAUAUUUUUCUGCUCAAUUGUGAUGUCUGCUGCAAUUUUCCUUUACCUGAAAUGCUUGAGGCGCAUAAGAAAUAUGGUGGUAUUGGCACUUUGUUGGUUAUCAAGGUCUCUGCUGAAUCAGCAAACGAGUUUGGAGAAUUGGUUGCUGAUCCAAAUACGAAAGAACUACUGCAUUACACAGAGAAACCUGAGACUUUUGUGAGUGAUCUGAUUAACUGUGGUGUGUACAUUUUUACUCCAGAAAUUUUGGAUGCAAUAAGCAAUGUGUCAUCCCACAGAGAAGAUAGAGCCAAUCUACGGCGUGUGUCCAGUUUUGAAGCUCUCCAACUAGCGACUAGGUCUCUUCCAAAAGAUUUUGUUAGAUUGGAUCAAGACAUUUUGUCCCCCCUCGCUGGGAAGAAAAAGUUUUAUACUUAUGAAACUAUGGAUUUCUGGGAGCAAAUAAAAACUCCAGGAAUGUCGUUGAAAUGUUCUGGUUUAUAUCUUGCUCAAUUUCGUCAUACAACACCUCAUCUUCUAGCUAGUGGAGAUGGUACUAGGAGUGCAAAAGUUGUUGGUGAUGUUUAUAUCCAUCCAUCAGCAAAAGUACAUCCUACAGCAAAGAUUGGGCCAAAUGUUUCGAUAUCGGCAAAUGUUCGUGUAGCUGCAGGAGCGAGACUUAUCAACUGCAUCAUACUAGAUGAUGUAGAAAUCAAGGAAAAUGCCGUUGUUUUGCAUGCCAUUGUUGGGUGGAAGUCAUCUCUUGGGAAGUGGUCCCGUGUACAGGGUCAAGGGGACUACAACGCCAAGCUUGGGACUACCAUUCUAGGGGAGUCUGUUGGUGUUGAAGAUGAAGUAGUUGUGAUUAAUAGCAUCGUUCUACCUCAUAAAACCCUCAAUGUAAGUGUGCAGGAAGAAAUCAUUCUAUGA